This is a messenger RNA of Scutellospora calospora, 919 nucleotides long. The record is from the annotation of a GenBank genome assembly. Lineage: Eukaryota; Fungi; Glomeromycota; Glomeromycetes; Diversisporales; Gigasporaceae.
AUGUCUGAUCAAUUGUUUGAAAUUAAUGAUGAAAAUAAUAUGUCAUUUGAAUAUGAAGGAAUAAAUAACUUUGAACAUAACUUUGAUGACAAUUAUAAUGUUUUUAGUGAUGAAAAUGAUAAUUAUGAUGAAACCGAUGAUCAUACUGAUAAUGAAGAGGGAAAUACCGUUAAUUUUUUACCUAUUACCUCUUAUUUUUCCCCAACAUCUCCAACUGAAACCUCAAAAAAAAAAGCCAAAACCAAUGUAAUACUUAAAAAAGGAAACAAGUCAUCCGGUCCUAGUUGGAUAUGGAAAUAUACUCGUCGUGAUAAAUUAACUAGAGUCAAAUACUGUACAGUUCGUAUAGAUAAUGAAGAUGGUACUAGUGAACGGUGUAAAAAAGUGUUUCAGCCAAAAACAUCAACAACUAAUAUAGCUGCACAUUUACGUACUGAGCAUCGAAUUUUUAAAACCCAAAAAUGGGAUGCAUCCUCUACAACAACUGUAAAUCCUACAUCAGUAACUCAACCAACAAUCGAAACAAUCAUACAAAAACAAAUAGAAAACACUUUGCCCCUUCCUGAAAAACAACAAAAUCGUAUUUCUUAUCGGCUUGUUGCUUGGAUUGUUGAAGAAAUGAUGCCAUUAAAUUGUAUCAACUAUGAUCGAUUUCGAGAUUUUUGUUAUGAGAUUAAUCAACGGUUUGAGAUCCCUUGCACUAACACAAUUAAAAAUAUGAUGAAAGAAUCAGUAUUUCAUACAUGCGCAAUACUAAAAGAAAUGAUACGUCAAACAAUGGCAUCCGCCUGCAUUACUACUGAUUUAUGGACACAAAACCAUGUUCCAUAUAUCGGUAUAACAGCCCAUUGGCUUUCUGAAAACUUUACUAUGUACAAAUCCUUAAUUACAAUUGAGCAUUUUCCCUAUCCACAUACAG